AUGCCGAGGCGUUUGAUCUCUCCGUCGCCCCGGCUACUGAAUGAUAAAAUAUUACCUUGCCUGAACGCUUCUUGGAUUGAGACCUCAGUGAAGGGGAAGGUUGCAGAAAUGGAGGGGGAGGUGGCAGAGGUUAAGGGGGAGGUUGCAGAAAUCGAGGGGGAGGUGGAAGAGGUGAAGGAGGAAGUGGCGGAGGUGAAGGAAAAGAUGGCAGAAGUAAAGGGGGAGCUGGCAGCAGCAGUGGUGGAGAAGAGCCGCAUGCCUUGCAUAGUCAUGCCUCGGAGGACUGCAGUGGUCAUGCUGCUGCUGGCUUUCCUCCUUGGCGCUGCCAUCGUGUAUUUUGGGUGA
Closterium sp. NIES-65 is the source of this 345-nucleotide messenger RNA. Lineage: Eukaryota; Viridiplantae; Streptophyta; Zygnematophyceae; Desmidiales; Closteriaceae. The record is from the annotation of a GenBank genome assembly.